Saccharomyces paradoxus is the source of this 1392-nucleotide messenger RNA. RefSeq names its product ribosome biosynthesis protein NSA1 (gene NSA1). The coding region runs from base 1 to 1392 and encodes 463 amino acids. Gene Ontology annotation, cellular component: preribosome, large subunit precursor; nucleolus. NCBI's taxonomy places the organism in Eukaryota, Fungi, Ascomycota, Saccharomycetes, Saccharomycetales, Saccharomycetaceae. The record is from RefSeq and is a predicted model, not a curated record. Gene Ontology annotation, biological process: ribosomal large subunit biogenesis. Gene Ontology annotation, molecular function: protein binding. The transcript has a single exon.
AUGAGAUUACUAGUUAGCUGUGUGGAUAGUGGAUCCAUAAAGGAGGUUUUGUGUAACAUCGGAACUGACACUUCCGUACAAACAGCGCCGCAGCCUUUUCAUGUGGCACCUCAUCUAGCUGAAGGAUUAAAGGCUCACGUUGAUAGAAUGUGGAUGGUAUCCAAAGAUGAAAUUAUCCUAGCAAGGAAUUCAGGGGUUGUCGAACUAGUAAAAAUUUCAAAACACGCUAAAGAAAACGAAACUCUUCAGGUCGAUCCGAAAGAAGAAAGCAAAAACGAAAAUGACCUUUCCGAUGCUCUACCCAUUUUUGAUAUAUCUGAGUUUGAGAUUGCUAGCUCAGUUUCAAACCUUUUAGACGACACCAAACUGGAAUCACUUUCAGGAAAAUCUGUGAAAAGAACCAAAUUGGUGGACGGUUUUGUCACAUUAUGUCCCAUAAAAAAGGAUCCGUCGAAUAACAUAUUCGUAGCUGGUACUAGAUCAGGAUUAGUGCAUGUUAUAGAAAAAGGAAAAGACGAAAAGCUAACAAAGGUGGCAUCCCUUGAAGUGAAAGCGCCAGUAGAAUUCUUUCAGCUAUAUGAUACAGAGGAUACCGAAAACGACAAAAUUAUAUUUGCAUAUGGUGGGGAGGAGAAUCUAGUAAAAUUAGUGGAAAUAGAACCGGAUUUCAAGUCUUUGAAGCAAAUAUGGGAAGCCAAGAAUGUUAAGAACGACAGAUUGGACAUGAGAGUCCCGGUGUGGCCUAUGGCCCUGAAAUUUCUGGAGCCCUCCCCUAAUGAAACCGACAAAGAUAAGCUAAAUUACCAGUUUGCUGCUAUAACACGUUGGUCCCAUCUCAUCAAAUACAGCACACAACAUGGUAAGAAACCAUUCGCUCAGAUAGAUCUAUUACCCAACCGUGAACCGCUAUCUCAGAUGGAAGUUUUUGAUACCAACGGAAAAAAUGUUACCUCUUCGUUUGGGAAUUUCCAAUCCGGUUCUUUUGAUGAAUUGAAGUUAAUUACUGCUGAUUACAAAAAGAAUGUUUUUAAAUUUGAUGGUAAUGGAAAGAUGUUGGGUAAGGUAGGUAGAGAUGAUAUCACUGGUUCGUCAACUUAUAUUCAUGUACAUGACGGCAAAUAUCUUUUGCAAGGUGGAUUAGAUAGGUAUGUUCGCAUCUUCGAUAUAAAAACUAAAAAAAUGUUGGUGAAGACUUACGUUGGGUCCCGCAUAAAUUUUAUUAUCAUGUUAGAUGACGCUGAAAUUGAAAUGCCACUAAGUCCAAGUGCUAAAGCCGCCAAAGAGAAGCAGAAAAGAAAGGCUACAGAACUUGAAGAUGAUGCAGAGGAACUUUGGAACAAAUUAGAAGGAAAGGCAACUGCUUCUAAAGCCAGCAAGAAAAGCAAAAUUUAA